Molecule: messenger RNA, 1743 nt
Organism: Drosophila obscura
Lineage: Eukaryota; Metazoa; Arthropoda; Insecta; Diptera; Drosophilidae
Gene: dgt1
Product: KAT8 regulatory NSL complex subunit 2
Cellular component (GO): NSL complex
Source: RefSeq, a predicted model, not a curated record
UGCCCUCGGUGGUUUGACACCUCUAGCAUACAGCAUUUUUUCUCAAUAAUUCAUUAAAAACUGCGCCAACAUCAAAUAAUGGCUACUUUUUCUCCCAAUAAACUGCGGCAGUGCUCCCGGUUCAUGGGCGCACCCUGUACCCCGGAAAAGGAGCAACAGAUGUGCGAUGUGGGGAAAAUAAAGUCCUGCGCCAAUCCUACAUACGAAUGCAGCCAGAUGCGAAUUGACGGACAUGAGUAUUGCAUUCGCCACAUUCUUCGCGACCCCAAUGCCAACUACCGCCAGUGCACACAUGUGUAUGCAAACGGAAGAAAGUGCACCAACGCGGUGCCAAAAUAUGAUAACAAGAAAGAGCAGAUACUGACUACACUUUGCUUCGAGCAUAACCGACAGACGCAGCUGCAGAAGACACACAUAGCCUCCGGUCGUUUCCGGAGUGGCGUCGAGACCAAUGAGACGUUGCUCAACAGCCUUUCCCAUCACAUAAGCGUGGAGGAGAUCAAUUUCGAGUCUCCGAAGGCGGAGCCGGAUGAGGAUAUGAUUGAUGUUGUGUCACCGCAUGUGGUACCGUUUGUUCAUCAGGAUCAUCGAAACGGUUUAGAGAAUGUUGUAGAAAAGGUGCGCCAGCGUCGUCGAAUUUUGGAUUACGCAUCCGACAGUUCCAGCAAUGAUGGAGAUCCGCCUUGUGUGAAGAAUACCGCCAAGGAUAUCGAGUUAUUUGAAUCGGACCACGAAAGCGUCGAUUCUGAGGACGAUGAUCCUCUAAAGCAUGCCGGCGUCUACUCUCGGGCCGAGGCUGUUCGUAUUGCAGAGUUGAAAUUGAAUAAGCUUCAGGGUCUUUACCGCGAGGAGCUGUCCCACUUGCAGCUUGUUCUGAAACAUAGGCGACGCCAGUACUUGCACGACAUCCGCCGAGAACGGGAAAUCUACUGCAGCAUUCAUGAUCAGCUUAAGGAGACGCCGCACGAACGCAAGCUCUACGAACAACUAAAGGCGCUCAACAGCUAUCAUCGUCGGCAAGGAGUUGAAGCGGUUCUCUACAAAAAAUUCAAAGAAAAGCGCGCGCGGGACACGCUGUUUGCAGCCAAGUCAACCAACAACCCCAAGUGCAUAUUUACAGAGGGGGGCGUCAAAUGUGGAGAGCGAACACUACCAUGCUGCAAGCACUGCCGAAAGCACAUAUUAGAGGAUAAGCGCCAGGUGCUAUUCCGAGCAUGCGGCGUAGAACGAAGCGGUGUUGUGUGCCAGGAGCCCGUGACUAGCAUGCUCGAGGACUCGAACUGUGUUCUGCAUCUGAGCGUGGUGCCAGCCGGGCGCCAGUAUAUACAAAAGAAAUGCGAAUCUGAAACCGAAGACGACGAAAUCCCUUCAACAAGUACUCUCAUUACUGAAACUGAAAUAUCUGCAGACAUCAUGCUUUCCAGAAGCAUUAUCAAUGCCACCACAACACAUAGAGCGACCAGAAAACACGAUAUUAAGCUUCUGAAAUUGUCACCGAAACAAUCGACCGCUGCAUAAGCCCGUGUGGAAUGAGAGUGCAUACUUUCACAAUGAGAAUGCAGUUAAUUAUAUAGGCCAAGGAAAAUGUUGCAUUUACGUGGGAAAUCAGGUGUACACCAAUUCGUACAGUUUAUAAUAAUGUUGAUGACUGAUUCACGAGCAGUCGUCGAGUAGAACAUCAAACGACUUCAAAAAACUGAUACCAAUGUACAGUACAUACAUCUAUCUAUACAUGCGUACAUA